AUGGCUUUACUGCAGACUCAACGAGGCUUAUCUCCUCGCCAUCUUCAGCUCAUGGCAAUUGCAGGUAGUAUCGGCGUUGGUCUUUUCGUGGGUGUUGGCGGCAUCUUGGCAUCAGCUGGCCCACUGCCUCUGGUCACCGGCUACGUGAUAUAUGGGCUUGCGUUCAUUUGGCCCACCACCCUGAACACUGCAGAGAUGGUAGCCUGGCUCCCUAUCCGUGGCUCCAUCUAUGAAUUAGCCGCUCGUUUUGUGGAUCCUGCGCUUGGUUUUGCUAUGGGCUGGACAUACUUCUUUGGUAGUGUGAUGCUUGUCUGCACCGAGUACUCGGCCGUGGCUACGGUCAUGCAAUAUUGGAACACAACCAUCAAUCCAGCAGUUUGGGUCGCUAUGGCCAUGAGUGUAUGCUACUUUCUUAAUAUGGUGGCAGUGAGGUGGUAUGGUGAGUCUGAGUUCAUCAUGGGCUCCACUAAAGUUCUUCUUAUCCUAGGCCUCAUACUGGCCACCUUUAUCACGAUGGUAGGAGGCAAUCCUCGCCACGAUGCUUACGGCUUCCGAAACUGGACGAACGGCGACCUUGCCCAUCCCUACUACACAAGCGGCGCGGCAGGAAUAUUCCUGAGUGUUUGCAUCUCAGUGCGAUAUGGCGUCUUCACAGUAGGGGGACCUGAAAUCAUCUCAGUGGCCGCCGGGGAGAUCCGAAACCCCCGAAAGACUAUCCCAAAUGUGGCAAAGAUGAUUAUCGCCCGCAUCUUAUUCUUCUACGUUAUUGGCGUCCUGGCUGUCGGCAUUCUCUGCAAUUCUCGUGAUCCCCGGCUCAUGGGGGCGAUCGAGUCAGGCGACGCUGGUGCAGCUGCAUCUCCUUGGGUCUUGGGUCUGUUGAACCUAGGCAUUACUGGAUUUCUUCCCGGCUUCAUCAACGUUCUCAUUCUUUUGUCCGGCUGGUCGUGUGGAAAUGCCCAGCUCUAUGCCUCAAGUCGUACGCUCUACUCACUCGCUCAAGAUGGACAAGCUCCCAAGUUCUUUUUAAAGUGCACAAAAGCUGGCGUUCCAUGGGUGGCUGUGACUGCUGUCACUUUCCUCUCUCUGCUGUCCUUCCUUGUUGCGUCGAACGACGCGAUCGUGGUGUUCGGCUGGUUUGUGGAUCUUACUACGUCAUCGAAUAUCGUCUUCUUUACGGCUAUAUCUUGGGUCUUCAUUGGUUGGCGUCGGGCUCUGAAAGCACAGGGAAUUCGUCUUCAGGGGAAAAACACGAUCAGCAGGAAUUCCUGGAAUAUUUUCCGUCGUGAAAAGUCCAGUUCCGACAAAAAACCGACCGACGGAAUCUUAUUCCCCUACAUCGCCCCUGCUUCCUCCUGGACUCCAUACUCGUGCAUACUUCUUGGCGGUUUUAUCAGCAUAUUUAUCGGCUUUGAUAUAUUUCAUCCAUGGUCCACUAGGGGAUUCAUUACAAGCUACUUUGGUGUGGCUUGGUUUUUGGGCAUGUUCGCGCUUUGGAAGAUUUUUAAAAGGACUAAAUUUGUCAACCCAGCCACAGUUGACAUCCAUGCGGAUGGAAGGAAGCAGGCUAUCGACGAUGAAUGCCGUAUCUGGGAAGAGGGACUUGAUGACGAGAGAGUGAGAGAGGAGCUCAGGCAGAAAAACGUUGUGGUGAGAGCCUGGGCUAGGUUCUGGGGAAAUUAG
This is a messenger RNA of Clonostachys rhizophaga, 1680 nucleotides long. NCBI's taxonomy places the organism in Eukaryota, Fungi, Ascomycota, Sordariomycetes, Hypocreales, Bionectriaceae. The record is from the annotation of a GenBank genome assembly.